CUUCGAGAAACAUAUCACACCCCAUCAUUCUCCUCCCAGCUCCGGACGUCCGACCACCACUCUCUUCAUUUUGUUCUCAAACCAACAAGCCCGUCAGCAGACCGAGUCCACUCAAUACACUCUCCUCGCCCCGUCUGAUUUAACAAGCACGCAUCAUGUCCUCUGCCAGUGCAAUCCCCGUCGCAACAUGGGUCCCGACGCCGAGCCUCGCCCCCAUGGUUCAGGCCAACGAUCCCCGCUGCAACUCCUACCCACCUCCCUACACGGUCGAUCGCGUAACACCAAAGUGGGAGGGCUCGUACGAUGGAGUGAUCUGCACGACGUACAACACCUCAUACACCUUCCCGUGCUGCCAGCACCUGGGCGGCGAGGCGCGCACAUGGUGCGGCCGCGUGCAGUGUCUGCUUGAGGGAACGAGAAUCGACGAUUGGAGCACGUGCGUCGGCCAACUUAUGGCCGAGACUGGCGGCCAAGCAGUCGGGCUCGCUUGUGAUCGGCCCAACCUCCAGGGAAGCGCAAGCGGUGCCAUGUUCAAUGCAAAGGUUGGAGCUGCGAGUCUGGUCGUGCUCGCGACAGCGACGCUGACGUUCCAGUGGGGGUAAGCCAGGCGGCAGCGCACAUAUUGCGUUUGAAUCCGAUACUGGCAUUGGCUAGCUCGAGGAAAGUGUUCCUUUUUGUACUGAUUUUGAUUGCUCGGCUUGUUAGGAGAAUGUUU
Messenger RNA from Cutaneotrichosporon oleaginosum, 715 nucleotides. RefSeq lists its product as uncharacterized. NCBI's taxonomy places the organism in Eukaryota, Fungi, Basidiomycota, Tremellomycetes, Trichosporonales, Trichosporonaceae. The record is from RefSeq and is a predicted model, not a curated record.